GCGGACAGUCUGCUCUUAAAGGGCUCAACCGUUGACUCCUGUGGUGGCGAGGUCCAGAGAGAGCAGUCGCCUAGCCCAGGUUGCACAGCAAGGGAGGAUUCUUCCGGCGCCCGCCGAGGCUUGGCUUGGCUUUAAAAAGCAGAGAGCGGCGAGGGCCCGCCGAUCUCCCGGGGAGCUGGAGUCUGGGCGGGGAUGUGGCGCCGAGAGCUUUUGCUUCUUUCUCCUGCCAGGGAGGCUGGAUGUAGGGUUUGGGCUUCUUCCAGAAAGAGCCGAACUCAUGACAAGGGAAGCGGAACUGGUUUCCCAGGCGGUCUCCCCCGCCCCAAACUUUUCCUCCUAGGCGGAGGGUGGGCUGGCGGAGGGAGGAAAAGGGGCCGAGAAAGGUGGGGCCAGCCGUUCCCUCUCCCCAGGCAGCAGCUGCUCUGGAAUGCCAAUCCGGACUCUGCUUGAGCUCAGGAAGGCGUGAAUCCCUCUCCUGCCAGUCACAAAGAGUCUGGUGGAUGUGUCUACUCUGACUGCCAUCCUGUAGCUGCUGAGGCCUUCUCCUGGGUCCCUGAGGUCUUGGGUCCUGAGGCUGCCAGCAGACUAUGGGUACAACGGCCAGCACAGCCCAGCAGACGGUCUCGGCAAGCGCCCCCUUUGAGGGCCUCCAGGACGGUGGCUCGAUGGAUGGUCGGCACUCACUCAGCGUCCACUCCUUCCAGACCACAGGCUUGCACAACAGUAAGGCCAAGUCCAUCAUCCCCAACAAGGUGGCCCCCGUCGUGAUCACGUACAACUGCAAGGAGGAGUUCCAGAUCCACGAUGAGCUGCUGAAAGCCCAUUACACCCUGGGCCGACUCUCAGAUGCCACCCCCGAGCACUACCUGGUGCAGGGCCGCUACUUCCUGGUGCGGGAUGUUACUGAGAAGAUGGACACGCUGGGCACCCUGCAGAGCUGUGGGGCCCCCAACUUCCGGCAGGUGCGGGGCGGGCUCGCUGUGUUCGGCAUGGGACAGCCCAGCCUCUCAGGGUUCAGGCAGGUCCUCCAGAAACUCCAGAAGGAUGGACACCAGGAGUGUGUCAUUUUCUGUGUGCGGGAGGAACCCGUGCUCUUUCUGCGAGCUGCUGAGGACUUUGUACCCUACACGCCUCGAGACAAGCAGAAUCUUCAUGAGAACCUCCAGGGCCUUGGACCCGGGGUCCCGGCGGAGCGCUUGGAGCUGGCCAUCCGGAAGGAGAUCCACGACUUUGCCCAGCUGAGCGAGAACAAGUACUACGUGUACCACAACACCGAGGACCUGCGGGGGGAGCCCCACGCCGUGGCCAUCCGGGGCGAGGACGAUGUGCACGUGACUGAGGAGGUGUUUAAGAGGCCCCUUUUCCUGCAGCCCUCCUACAGGUACCACCGUCUGCCCCUGCCAGAGCAAGGGGCCCCCCUGGAAGCCCAGUUCGAUGACUUUGUCAGUGUCCUCCGGGAGACCCCCAGCCUGCUGCUGCUCCAAGAUGCCCACGGGCCUCCCCCUGCUCUCCUCUUCAGCUGCCAGACGGGCGUGGGCAGGGCCAGCCUGGGCAUGGUUCUGGGAACACUCCUCCUGUUUCACCGUGGUGGGACUGCCUUGCGGCCGGAGGCUGCCCCUAUGAAGACCAAGCCAUUGUCCAUGGAGCAGCUCGAGGUGGUCCAGAGCUUUCUCCACAUGGUGCCCGAGGGGAGGAGGAUGGUGGAGGAGGUGGACAGAGCCAUUGCUGCCUGUGCCGAGUUGCACGACCUGAAGGAAGUAGUCCUGGAAAACCAGAGGGAGCUGGAAGGCAGCCGGGCACAGGGAAGCAGCAGCCAGCACGGUGUCCAGCAGAGGGCGCUUCAGAGCCUGGAGCGGUACUUCUACCUGAUCCUGUUUAACUACUAUCUCCAUGAGCAGUACCCGCUGGCUUUUGCCCUCAGUUUCAGCCGCUGGCUGUGUGUCCAUCCUGAACUGUACCGCCUGCCUGUGACACUAAGCUCAGCGGGGCCUGUGACCCCCAAGGACCUCAUCGCCCUGGGCUCCCUGGUGGCAGAUGACCUCAUCUCCCCAGAUGCACUCAGCACCGUCAGAGAGAUGGACGUGGCCAACUUCCGUCGGGUGCCCCGUUUGCCCAUCUAUGGCACGGCCCAGCCCAGUGCCAAGGCUCUGGGGAGUAUCCUGGCCUACCUGACCGACUCCAAGAGGAAACUGCAGCAAGUCGUGUGGGUCAACCUGAGGGAGGAGGCUGUGCUGGAGUGUGACGGGCGAACCCACAGUCUGCGGCGGCCUGGGCCCCCCAUGGCCCCUGACCAGCUGGAGAACCUGGAGUCCCAGCUGAAGGCCCACCUGACCAGGCCUCCCCCCGAUGCUGACGGCCCGCGGACCCACAGGUUCCAGACGUGCCUCACCAUGCAGGAGGUCUUCAGCCAGCACCGCGGGGCCUUCCCCGGCCUCACCUACCACCGCAUCCCCGUCCCAGACUUCUGCGCCCCUCGCGAGGAGGACUUUGACCGGCUGCUGGGGGCCCUGCAGGCUGCCCUUGCCAAGGACCCGGGUACUGGCUUCGUGUUCAGCUGCCUCAGCGGCCAGGGCCGGACCACGACUGCCAUGGUGGCGGCUGUGCUUGCCUUCUGGCACAUCAGAGGCUUCCCUGAGGUGGGCGAGGAAGAGCUGGUGAGCGUGCCUGAUGCCAAGUUCACCAAGGGCGAGUUUGAGGUGGUGAUGAAGGUGGUGCAGCUGCUGCCCGAUGGGCACCGGGUGAAGAGGGAGGUGGACGCGGCGCUGGACACGGUCAGCGAGACCAUGACGCCCAUGCACUACCACCUGCGGGAGAUCAUCAUUUGCACCUUCCGCCAGGCGAAAGCGGCCAAGUCGGAGCAGGAGGCCCGGAGGCUGCGGCUGCGGAGCCUGCAGUACCUGGAGCGCUACGUCUGCCUGGUGCUCUUCAGCGCCUACCUGCACCUGGAGAAGGCCGGCUCCUGGCAGAGGCCCUUCAGCGCCUGGAUGCGGGAGGUGGCAGCGAAGGCCGGCGUCUACGAGAUCCUCAACCAGCUGGGCUUCCCCGAGCUCGAGAGCGUGGAGGACCAGCCCUUCUCGAGGCUGCGCUGCCGGUGGCAGGAGCAGAACCGUGGCCCUGAGCUCUCCGCAUCAGGGGACUUCCUGUAGGAAGGGGGCUUCCUGUGGGAUGUGCUCCCCCUGCUUCGGCUAUCACCACCUCCUACAGGGCCACCUCCCUCCCCACGUAGUCUGGGGAUACCCAAUGCUCUUCGGUGGCAGUGGCCCUGAGAAACGACUCCUCGGCUUCCCAGAGACCAGGGUGGGUGGGGAUCCCCUUUUUGAAAGAGUUGUUAUAGCAUAGUUGGCCACAGUGAUGUCUUGUGAAUGGCUGCUCCUGGAGGGCCUGCAGGAAGGCCCGGUGUGGCAUCAGCUCUCCAAGGCACUCACUCCCCAAGUUGCCAAGCCAAACCUCUCGCCACUUCCAUCCUCCCCUCUGCCCCGAGCAGUUCUGAUGGCCCCUGGCCUAGAGCAGUCCUGGCCAGUGUUGGUUCCUUCUCUCGCAGCUCUCCCACAUGGCUUCUCCCCUUUUGCUGCCUGAGCGCUGCCCUGGUGGCCUGGGAGAUGGACUUCACUCUGGCUAGAUUUGUUACCUUAAAGGCAGUUUUCCGCAGUGUUCUUGCCUCUGAUUCCUUGUCUCAACCUCAAGACAUGAAGAAAGACAACCACAUUCCCUGUGCGUUCAGUGGAGGCCUCUGUCCCUCCUGCCUUUGCCCCCUCCCCUCCCCUGGGCUGGCAGGACUGUAGAGGUUUCCAUGGAGCUGAAAACAAAAGGGAACCCCCCCUUGGGGUUGGAGGGGGCAAGAAAGAGCUCCCAGAAGGUGCAUGCCACCCUGUGGGAGAGGCCUGCUCCAUUUCCCUGGAAGCAUGGUGGGGAGGUUUGGGGAAGCACCUCCUCCCUGCUCUGCCUGGCCCCCCAACAGUGGUCUGAGCCUCCACCUGAUGUGGCAGGAGCUGUGGGGACUCCUGGGUGACCCGGAGUGAGCAGUGGGGUGUGUGAGAGUGGGCCAGGGAUGGCACUAGGGGGCACUUGGAUUGCAGGCCAUCCUUGCUGAGCACCCUCAAGUUGCCUUGUGAUGGGAGCAGAAGAGGCCAAGGCCUGCCGAGUUGGCAGCUGCUGGGACCAACUGUGUGGAUGGUGGGAAGGUUGCUCGGAGACGCAGGCAGGUGUUGAGCUGAGCCUGUGGCUCUCCCUCUGGGGACUGGUCUCCCCCUAAAAUGCAGGGGCUGAACGGUAUGGACUCUGUCCCCCUGGCCUGGCUCACUGGGGCCAGGCAGGCCUCUUCUGGUUGGACACCAGCACUUGGGCAGAAAAACAGAUGAUGUAUCACUGGUCGUGGUAUUUUUGAAGAGGCAGAUGAGGCCAAAGUUGUUCACGUCUACCUAGUAUUGGAAAAUAUAUGACCAUUUUGGCUGAAUUCUUUUGCAAAUCUACUGUAUGUCUUUUCACUACCUUUUUAGAUUUGUUGUUUUUGGUUUUAUUUUUGCAUGUAGUAAAAAGUGUUAAUUUCUCUGCAGACAAGGUCUAGAUGAGGGGUCAGAGAUCAGGGCCGAACUGGGAGGGAUCCUUUGCGUUCUCAUGGUUGGCCCUAACUUUCAGCUGUUCUGGGACUACUGGCUGGUCACAUCACCUCUCUGCCUCAGUUUCCCCAUCUGUAAAAUGGGAGAAUAAUACUUGCCUACCUACCUCACAGGGGUGUUGUGAGGAUUCAUUUGUGAUUUUUUUUUUUUUACAGAUCUUUUGAGCAUUAAAAAUGGCUAAAUGUGAA
Bubalus bubalis (water buffalo) is the source of this 4804-nucleotide messenger RNA. RefSeq names its product phosphatase domain containing paladin 1 (gene PALD1). The record is from RefSeq and is a predicted model, not a curated record. Bases 588 to 3146 code for a protein of 852 amino acids. Lineage: Eukaryota; Metazoa; Chordata; Mammalia; Artiodactyla; Bovidae. The transcript has 21 exons.